AUGUCAAGACCAGUUAAUAUCAACGUUUUGCUUAGCAAAGUUAAUGGGAAAGGUGUUGGAAAAAAUAAUGCAAAGCCAAAGUUCUUAACAAAGAGUGAGAGAGAAGCUUUGAAAAAUGCUAAAUUGCAAAGGAACGAUGGGAUGGUACAAAGGAAGGAGCCCAGCAUACGGCGUGACCCUGAACGUGACGACUUAACUGAAAAUUCGGUUGAUAUAGGGGAAGUGAGAGAUAAUAAAGUGAGAAAAUCGAAGUUUCAAUUUGACUGGAAUUCUACGGAUGACACUUUACUUAACUACAAGCCUAUUGUAUCUGUGAAGGCUAGUGAAUUGUUACAAAAGGAAAAUAAGAAUGAUGUAGUGGAAACUGCAUAUAUCGGGAAGCCUUGGAGGGAGAAGACCUAUGAUGCGAUGAAUGACAGGGAUUGGAAGAUAUUCUUGGAAGAUUUUAAUAUUACCAUGAAGACCAAAGUAACAACACAUCCGCUACGUAAUUGGCAUGAAUUAAAUUUGAUCCCAAAGGAUAUCUUAGGUGUUCUAGUCGGCGGGUUGAAAUUUCAAGAGCCUACUCCUAUUCAAAGAGUGGCAAUUCCAAAUACUAUCAAAACUAAUAGAGAUUUCUUGGGGGUAGCUUCUACUGGGUCUGGUAAAACAUUGGCUUUCAUUAUUCCAAUUUUAAUAAGACUUCCUCAAAGACCCAAAUCCUUAAAGAUCCUUGAUGGCCCAAAAUCUCUAAUCAUUGUUCCCACCAGAGAAUUAGCACAACAGAUCGAAACCUCGGCUAAAGAAAUUACCAAACGUUGGAAAUCCAAUGAGUGUAAUGUACUUUCCAUUGUAGGUGGGCAUUCUAUCGAAAAAAUUACGCUAGAUUUGUCCAUCGGUUGUGAUAUUUUAGUGGCCACACCGGGGAAACUAAUUGAAUGUCUACAAAGUCAUAUCCUAACUUUAAAUCAAGUAGACACUUUAGUUAUGGAUGAAGCCGAUAAGAUGAUAGAUUUGGGAUUUGAGGAUCAAAUUACUGCUAUUCUCGCAAGAUUAUCCAUGGAGCGUUCCUCUUUACAAACGAUGAUGUUUACUGCCACUUUAUCACAAUCUAUUGAAAAGAUUAGUAAUAACUAUUUAAAUUCACCUAUUAUUGUUAAGAUCGGAUCUGAAGAAGAUCAAGUACCUAAGAUUCAACAAACGGUAGAAUAUUCUGAAAAUGAAGAAAAUAGAUUCAAGCAAAUUAUAAAAACUUUGAAAAACUGCUCUCCACCUAUAAUAAUAUUCAUUAACUAUAAAUCUACGGCAGAUUAUUUAACCAAAAAAUUUCGAAAUGAAACUAAUUUCAAAUUCACCAUUUUGCAUGGGUCUAAAAAUCAAGAACAAAGAGAACAUUCCAUUAAUUUAUUGAGAACAGGUGCAGUACAGGUUUUAAUUGCAACCAAUGUGGCAGCAAGGGGUAUAGAUAUCCCUAACGUUUCAUUAGUUAUCAAUUUCCAAAUGCCUAAACAUUUCGAAGAUUAUAUUCAUAGAAUUGGUAGAACAGGUCGUGCUGGCAAUUUAGGUGCUUCGGUCACAUAUAUGGAUGGUACAGAAGAUAUUAAGGUUGUGAAAGAACUUUACAAAUAUGUUAGUGACAAAGACCCUUUGAAAAGUAAUUUUUUUGACCCGCAGUUACAAAAGCUUUAUAAACUUAAUAAAGAUGAAAGACUGGACUAUGUAUAUUAA
Molecule: messenger RNA, 1707 nt
Organism: Kazachstania africana CBS 2517
Lineage: Eukaryota; Fungi; Ascomycota; Saccharomycetes; Saccharomycetales; Saccharomycetaceae
Gene: PRP28
Product: mRNA splicing protein PRP28
Exons: 1
Coding region: 1-1707 (568 amino acids)
Biological process (GO): mRNA splicing, via spliceosome
Cellular component (GO): catalytic step 2 spliceosome
Molecular function (GO): RNA binding; ATP binding
Source: RefSeq, a predicted model, not a curated record